Xylaria bambusicola is the source of this 1392-nucleotide messenger RNA. Its product is annotated as pyridoxamine phosphate oxidase family protein. Lineage: Eukaryota; Fungi; Ascomycota; Sordariomycetes; Xylariales; Xylariaceae. The record is from RefSeq and is a predicted model, not a curated record. The transcript is spliced from 4 exons. Bases 214 to 1059 code for a protein of 281 amino acids.
CCAGCACUAUUUAUUUCUCAAGUAGCGCGGAAGCCGAGAAUAGACUGGAAUGUGAAUCCUUGAAGACCCUGAAUUGAUUUAUCUCCAUUUCGGGGGGGUUUCUUUGAGCAUCAAUUUCACCCUCGAGUAAGUCAAGCGCCUUCUGAAGCCACCUACACAUACCAGCAGAUCGAACCGCCGUCGUCCGCCGAGGCUAGCGGGGUGUUGUUCACCAUGGGCGCAUUCUACGAAGAAAUCCCCGAGAAUGUGAUGGAAUGGAUUGUAAAACAGAAAGUAUUCUGGGUCUCGACAGCGCCGCUUUCAAGACACGGCCAUGUCAACGUGUCGCCGAAAGGCGGAGACUGCUUCGGCGUUCCAGAUAGGAGGACAUUCUGGUACAUGGAUAUGACUGGGUCGGGGAACGAGACCAUCUCUCACCUAUCAGAGCCCGGAAACGGCCGCAUUACCAUCCUCUUCAACGCAUUCGAGGGCCCACCCCGCAUCCUGAGGCUCUGGGGCAAAGGCAGAGUCCUAGAAUACGGCACGCCGGCGUUCGACGAGAUCGUGGCGCGCGAGAACAUCAAGACGAUGCCCGGCACGCGGUCCGUCAUCGUCGUCGACAUCCACCAGGUCGGCACGUCCUGCGGAUACCAGGUCCCUUUUUUCUCCUUCGUCGACUACCGCCGCGUGCUGGAGGAGCACUUCAAGAAGAAGGUCGAUCGGUACGAGAACGGCAAGGAAGAGGAUAGCAUGGACCGCUACUGGGCCCUCAAGAACGCCUACAGCAUGGACGGUCUGCCGGGCAUGCGUCGCGCGCUGAAGGCGGGGAAGGAGUACUCUGUUGCUCCCAUUCAGAAGAUGGUCGGCAGGAUGGCUGUCAAGAACGGCGGCUUGUCGAAUAAUGGAGACCUGCACGUUGCUUAUGUGGUCAUUGCGCUCCUCGCUGUCUUGGUCGCUAUUCUAGCCGCGACGCAUCCGGCCUUUGAGUAUUUCCCUGCGCAGAGGCGCAUGCAAGGGCUGUUGUCGCAGGUCACCUCCAUACCUGGUGGCUUGCCGAGUAUCGGAGGGCUACACUUGUAGGCCCUGACAUGAUUAAUUUUGUGGUUGGGGUGAUUUAUUUCUUCGGCUUAAUGUUUGGCUUGUGUUCGUUGAAGUGUGAGUAACGAUAAUGAUUGCUUUUAUUGACAGAGCAGUAGAGAACAACAUCGAAGCAUGCAUUAUUGAGCAUUGAGAUCAUGACCUGGUUCCGGUGAUAUGGACAUUAGUCACAUAGAUAAGUAUGCACGGGCGAUACUUAACACCCGGCGUAAUAUUCCGUAGGUGCCGAGGAGCAACAACGUCGAUAGGUCACGAUGCAAAGAUAUCAAGGAACGUGGUAGCUUUAUUAAUUACUAAGCUACAAAAAGCACAAAA